This is a messenger RNA of Macrobrachium nipponense, 819 nucleotides long. RefSeq names its product tigger transposable element-derived protein 1-like. The transcript is spliced from 2 exons. Bases 1 to 819 code for a protein of 272 amino acids. Gene Ontology annotation, molecular function: DNA binding. Lineage: Eukaryota; Metazoa; Arthropoda; Malacostraca; Decapoda; Palaemonidae. The record is from RefSeq and is a predicted model, not a curated record. Gene Ontology annotation, cellular component: nucleus.
AUGGCGGACUUACAAGGUCUUCAGUAUGGACGAGACUGGGCUCUUCUGGAAGAGGAUGCAGUCACGUACAUAUAUAUGAAAGACGAAGCCAGAGUUUCGGGUUUCAAGGCACACAAGGAUAGGGUGACCCUUAUCAUGUGGGGCAAUGCGGCAGGCUUCAUGUUGAAGCCAGGUUUAAUUUACAAGUCCGCUAAACCCAGGGCCCUCAAGAAUAAAAAUAUGCAUACGCUGCCGGUGUUUUGGAUGCAUAACUCCAAGGCCUGGAUCACCAAAGUCCUUACGGAACGGUGGUUCCUUCAAAGCUUCAUUCCACAAGUUAAGCAAUACCUCAGCGACUUGUGUAUGGAGUUCAAGGUCUUGUUGCUUAUGGACAACGCCGGUGGCCACCCUGCUGAUCUUUGUUAUGAGGGAGUCCAGAUCGAGUUCCUCCCUGCGAACACCACCUCUCUUCUGCAGCCCAUGGAUCAGGGCGUAAUCUGUGCCUUUAACGCACUACACACCCGGAACUCCCUCGAUCACCUAGUCAAGGCAAUGGAUGACAACAGUGAAUUCACGCUGAAAGGUUAUUGGCGAAAAUUCACGAUCGCUACCUGUCUGAACGUCAUCGAUAGGUCAUUGAGGGAUAUGAAGAAAGAGACCCUGAAUUCCUGCUGGAAGAAGUUGUGGCCGAAGUGUGUGAACGAUUACAAGGGAUUUUCUCCACAAGAAAUUCAGCAUUCUGCAAUAGAUUAUGCCAUCAAAUUGGCGAAAAUCCUUGGUGGACAAGGAUUCGACGACAUCACCAAGGAUGAAGUGGGAUCCCUGAUCGACACACUCUGA